Umbelopsis ramanniana AG is the source of this 649-nucleotide messenger RNA. RefSeq lists its product as uncharacterized. Bases 171 to 470 code for a protein of 99 amino acids. Gene Ontology annotation, molecular function: structural constituent of ribosome. Lineage: Eukaryota; Fungi; Mucoromycota; Umbelopsidomycetes; Umbelopsidales; Umbelopsidaceae. Gene Ontology annotation, cellular component: mitochondrial large ribosomal subunit. The record is from RefSeq and is a predicted model, not a curated record. The transcript has 4 exons.
UGCCUUUCAUUUUUUAAACCAGUCUGUUUUUUUUUUCAAAGUCACGUUCGAGAAAGGUAGAGCGUUGAACAGCCAAUGAAAGCCUUAGCACGGGACCUGGACUUUUUUUUGAAGCCUGCACAGAGAAAACAAAAAAUAGAUUCCAGGGCCAUCCUAACCACCUCUACACAAUGCUCUUUAAGCACAUUAAUCAGGUCCAAGUGGCCAUGUCACCAUUCAACGUGUCAUCACGAUCAGCAAGACUCUUCUUGAAUCGAGUGCAAACUGAUGCAGCAAGGAAAGCCAGCCCAGGGCUUAAAAUCAAUACACAAGUGCUUUCGGAUCCAGCAGCUAAGUCAGUGAUUGACAUUGCAUAUCGCGACGGGAAAAAGCUAAGCUUCCAAGCGGAUGAAUACAACAUUGAUCACAUUAUGAACAUGGUGAAUAAGCAUGCGAAAAAGCUGGAGGAAAUCGAGCAAGCUAACGCAUAGAAGAACGAAACAACAACGAAGAAAAUAGAAAAAUAUAGAGAAAUAGUUGGCGAUAAGCGAGAAUGGCCAAUUGGUAUCAUCCUUCAUGCAACUUCAGCCAGCUUUUCCAGAAGAGCCUUUUCUAAUAUGAAUUUGCCUUCUUUGUAUUUCUGACUUUCUUCAACCGCUUUUACCUGUGU